Molecule: messenger RNA, 1612 nt
Organism: Volvox carteri f. nagariensis
Lineage: Eukaryota; Viridiplantae; Chlorophyta; Chlorophyceae; Chlamydomonadales; Volvocaceae
Exons: 11
Coding region: 61-1014 (317 amino acids)
Biological process (GO): mRNA export from nucleus
Cellular component (GO): THO complex part of transcription export complex
Molecular function (GO): protein binding
Source: RefSeq, a predicted model, not a curated record
GUCAACACGGUUGCAUGGAACUGCGAUGGACGACGGCUUGCAAGCGGCUCAGGCGAUCGUAUGAUACGCGUGUGGACUGUGGAGCACUACGGGCCUGUGGCUAAACCGGAACGUUCAGACGCCGAGUACAACUCGCAUAAUGAUGCCAUAAGCAGCCUGGAGUGGCGGCCGGACCACCCCGACGUGCUGGCUAGCUGCUCAAACAGCAAGAAUGACACCAACAUACGGUUUCAUGACGCAAGGACGAACAAGCAGACAGCCGCUGUGCAGCUCGGGAACGAGAAGAACUUGGUGUUGUCGUGGUCACUGGACGGCUUAUCGGUGGUCAUUACGUGCUCAAACGACGAGGUCGUGUUUGUGGACACGCGCAAAAUGCGGAGGUCGCGGCAGUGGGGGCUUUCUGGACAUACGAAGUUGUCCGAGGUGCGCUGGGGUCCCACACAAAACCUCCUUACAAUGGCGCUUGACGAUGGCACCGUGCGCAUUGCGCCCCUAGCCAAGUUGGACAGUCCCAUCUGGCGUCUCAACUCCCAUGCCAGUCAUACAACGUGCCUGGCGUAUUCGCGUGACUACAAGUACCUGGCAUCUGGGGGUUCUGACGCGCUCGUCAGUCUCUGGCAUAUGGAGGAGAUGACUUGCCUGCGCACUUACAGCAGGCCCGACCAGUCGGUCCGGACGUUGAGCUUCAGCCAUAACAACAACUGGCUGGCAUAUUGCAGUGAAGACGGGUAUGGGACCAUCGACAUCGUGAGCACGCUGACAGGUGAUGUCGCCAGUACGCUGAACUUGAAGAGCUACUGUGAAACGGUGGCCUGGUGCCCAUCUGCACCAGUGCUUGCCUUCGCAGGAGACAAACUAACUCAUAUUCGUGCCAUGACUGGGCAUCUGGUCAGGGUGUCGUGCAUUGGCAGACACGACCGGGAUGUGACUGCCUCUAUGGAGACUGAGAAGGGUACGGUGCUUCACCACGAUGAGAUGACAGUGACGCCAUUUGGUUCAUGUUUGAAGGUUUAACCAGCAGGCAUCGUAAUAAAAAUGACUGCGAGGCGUUGACUAUCUACAGAACAUGUGCUAUGUGUACAUCGAUUCAGGACCAAUGCUGGUUAUGACAAUAGUGUCUGAAGCCGCGCUGGAAAGAAGUCUGCAACUUUUUCGCGCAGGGUUUGAUCAGGCAAACAUUUUUCUAGAAACACCGUACACAAAGACACAUCUUCGAGCUUUCCUCAAAGCGUUACCUGUAUGACAGGCGCCAUGCAUCACACUGAGACGCACUAAUCAAGAAACCCACUAUCCCCCACAAGACUUGGGAAAAGCACUCGCCUGCAGCCACUUCAGCUGCAAAACGACGCCGAGCGGCCUCCUCCUCCGCCAGAGAGUAAUGUUGGGUUGCCAUAGAAUGGUGCCACGGUCUCGCCCCAUCCGGCAACCCGUUGCUAGCUGGUACCUGGACUGCCGAGACCUCCUGCUCCGGAAGCUUCGGGCUCCUGGUGGGAUUCGGCGUAAAUAUACGGUGUUGGAUGUAGUGCCCUCAUCACCUGCCGCGGACCGCCUAGUUACUCCUACCUACCUGCUUGCAAGGGUUGCGUUGCUCGCAACCAGCUCCUCCCAGACA